Molecule: messenger RNA, 2912 nt
Organism: Solenopsis invicta (red fire ant)
Lineage: Eukaryota; Metazoa; Arthropoda; Insecta; Hymenoptera; Formicidae
Gene: Atac1
Product: ZZ-type zinc finger-containing protein 3
Exons: 5
Coding region: 1349-2506 (385 amino acids)
Molecular function (GO): zinc ion binding
Source: RefSeq, a predicted model, not a curated record
UUUUUCUAAAAUAAUAAUUUUACUGAAAAAUGUUAGUAACUGUUGUACAUACAUACAAUUAUAUAGAAAGAAUGUGGAGAUAAUACAGAGAUUACUUCAUACCGUUAAUUGAAAGUACCAUUACGUUUUAAGUGAAUAAUCGUUUUGUCUCAUGACGUUCGGACCACUUUGCUACAUCCUAUGUACACAGAUUGUUAUCUUAUCUCUAAAUUUUUAUGUUAUAUAUUACACAAUCUUGUAAAUAUCAUGUGAUGAUUAUUACGUGACGUUGUAAACAUUAUUUUGCUGUCUUAACGAAAUUAUCUCAAUUCUGACGGAAAUAUAUACUUGGUUUAAGAUAAUAAUUUGAUUAAAAUCUAAUCCAUAGGAUCUUGAUACGAGAAAUCUUUAUUGACAAGUAAGUAGACAAGUCUACCAAUUUGUGCAGGGUUAUAUCAGUGGUAUUUAUGAUAGAUAAUUAUAUCUUGAUAUAAUUUUUAAUAUUAAAAGAAAAAAUUUACUGAAGUACUUUUAACAUAUUGGUUCUUUGUAAUAUCUACAUUACGUAACGUGAUAUUAAUAUAAAUUAAAUAUUGCAAAUUAAAGCGGAAAGGUAAGCAAAGUUAUCCGUAAUAUUUCAAAGUAAAAUAAAAUAAAUUUAUUAUAUGAUACAUAAUAAUAUAUUAAUUCAAUUAAUCUCUCUCUCUCUCUCUCUCUCUCUCUCAAGUCGGUCCUUCAUGAUUAAAAAUCGUGAUCUCCAUGCUUGCUCCAUGGACUAUCUUGGCAAAAAUCUACUCUUGGUGGUUUACCGUUGUCUUCCGAGGUGAUAAUUAAUUAAAAUUUUGAUAUUCUAUCAUGGACUUGAACUUGGAUCUUUGAAAGCAAACACACGCGCAAUUACACAACGAUCACUAUUAUGCCAUAAAUUUAAUUACUAAUCAAAGUAACAUUCCUGAAAUAAUAUUAUUAUAAAAAUGCUUUUUCAGUUUCCAUAUUUUUAUUUUAUAAAAGAUAAUUCUUAGAAGCUCAUGCGUGUAAAAAUUUGCGAAAUGUGUGUAUUUAAAUUUAUAAAUUGAUUAGACAACAAUUCUGAUAGGUCGACGUCUAAUAAAGACGAAAUCGGAAGCAUUUCUUAUUGGUUAAUUCAAAAAAGUUCAUCCUCCAUAAUCGCCACGAAGUCACUCUUUGUAUUCUGCACUGCUCUACACUCUGUGCUAUCUAGUGCAAUAGCGCUCAGUUAGGUUAGGUGAGGUUAAAUCGACGUAUGCAAGGUUAUGUCAAAUGUUUGAAAACGUCAAGGAGUCUGUAGUUUGCACGACAAUUAUACAUAUGGAAUACUCUGUUUAUUAUAAAUUCGAGCGAAUUGAAAAUGAAUGACGACGAGGUGAACUAUCCGAACGAGGAAGAGAACGAAUUCUAUUUCGAAUCUGAUCAUCUUGCACUAAGGGGCAACAAGGAUUACAGCGCUUUCCUGAAAACAAUAGUUAUCCUUGAGGCUCAGCGAGCUCGAGCCAUAGAAGAUCUAGACAAGCUUAUGUCCGUGCGUGCCGAGGCACUGAAAGAUCCGAUAUCAUUUGUGGCGCAACUGCAGAACGGUGAUCUUCCGGAGCUACCCGGUCCGCAGAAGAUCGCGGAGAUUCCAUAUGUCGACUGGUCGCAAUAUAACAUUGCGUUGCCAGAUGUACGCAUGAGGCCGCAAACUCGACACGGACACGUACUGCCUCAGCAAAUAAAAACUGAACAGGAAGAUGGGAAGAUUUUAGUCAGAGGUCGUGCUUUCGAUGAAAGCAAGCCUGAGACUUUCAAUCAACUGUGGACAGUGGAAGAGCAAAGGCGACUCGAGGAACUCUUAGUCGAGUACCCACCAGAAGAAAUAGAAAUGAGACGUUGGACCAAGAUAGCAAAUGCAUUAGGAAAUCGAACACCCAAGCAAGUAUCUAGUAGAGUUCAAAAGUAUUUUAUAAAACUUCUAAGGGCAGGUUUGCCUAUACCAGGAAGAGGACCUAAGCUUUCAUCAAAAGUGGAUAUCAAGAAAAGUUUCACUCAUAAACAGCGUAGUAAUCACUUAUUUAAACGUUCAACCUUCUUCCCACAUCAAGACAUUUCAUUUAAUUCAGAUGAAAGUAAGGAACAGCCUGUAGCAGAAGAAUCUGAGGAUGAGGCAUCAAACGGAGGAAGCUAUGAUAAUCCUGAAUUAAGGCAAAUCAAUUUAUUGCGUCAAGUAAAAGCUGAAAAGGAACAGGAUUCUCCUGUAUACAAACAUGUUGGUUACAAAUGUACAGUGUGUGGUGAGGAACCUUUAAAGGGUACCAGAUGGCAUUGUGCAGAAUGUCAUAAUGGAAUUGAUCUAUGUGGUGAUUGUGCAGUGGUACAAUUGGAAGCAGAAAAUCCCUUACAUGAUCCAUACCAUAGAUUAAUUCCUAUAAAACCUCCACAAUGUACUAGAAGUUAUGAUUUAGAUUAUUUUCCACAAAAUUUUAGCAAUUCUUCCUACAAUUAUCUCGAUCCAAAUUUCCUGCCUGAAUAAUCCAAAUAGAUAAAUUUCUUUUAAAUAAAAUACAAUGUACAAUAUAAUUUAUAAGAUAAAAAAUAAUUUAUUAAAAACAAUGUUCAUACAGUGGUAGAUUCAGUUGGUAGAUGCAUAUUUUAAACGAAUUUUCGUCUGAAAUUGAUUAAAUGUCCCAUUUUUUAUAUUAGUGCGAAUGACACUGAAGAAUUGAAGGUAAUGAUGAAUGUUGUGUCUGAAAUUACAACAAAGUGUUAAUCAACGUACACGAGAUUAAUAAAUCAUAAUUUAUAAAUACAUACAUCAUUAAAAGUACUGAAGCAAGCAUUUCCUUGGUAUGAUGCAAAUGAUGGAUGUAUGCUCUUGUAUGAUUUUGACACGCAAGACAUUUGCAUUGUUUACAAAUAGGGGAAAAAUCGUCUGCAUA